AAUAGGUGGCGGUAAUGCUUCUUAAGAUGGUUGCCAACCUCCAUUAAAUGAAGAAAAAGCAGAAGUAGCACUUUAGGUUCUUCCGCCUGAAGUGAUUGAGGACCGAUCGUCUAACCGGCAGUUGAGAAGUGAGGAAAACCAACUCAGGAUCAACCAUGCCGAUGUUUGUGGUGAACACCAAUGUGGCCAGAGCCGAUGUGCCCGCGGCUCUGUUGACGGAGGCCUCCGCGGAGCUGACUAAGGCUAUUGGAAAACCCGAACAGGUAGGCCUUAGGUACACUCACAUGCUUAAGAUGUUUAUUGUUAUAAAAAUAUAUCUUCUUGUAUGGAUUUAAUUUACAUUACAUGAGCUAAAAGUCUAGCCUACGUUCAACAUGACCAAAAGUAGGCCUCUUUUUGGUUUCUGAAGGACCAUGGUCAGAUUGUUGUGCAAAUAUUUCAACAUGGUACUGAUUAACUAACUAGCAGGAUAGAUGCUGUAACUGCGGAAAUUUGAGUCUCUUAAUUUAAUUUGUAUUCAUGGCAUCAAAAAGUCUCCUCAACUUGUCUAUGUUAAUGUUUUGCACAGUACAUUGCAGUGCACAUCAACCCUGACCAGAUGAUGAUCUUUGGUGGGAAGGGGGACCCCUGCGCGCUUUGCUCCAUCCACAGCAUUGGCAGAAUCGGUGAUGCUCAGAACAAGAAGUACUCGAAACUGGUGUGUGAACUUCUCAACAAACACCUGGGCAUCUCUGCAGACAGGUAGCUAAAACACACACAUCCCAUCACGUAGCCAGCAUGUCUUCUGUACUUAAUCUAAUUAGGAAGAGUUAGGUGCUGACCGGAAGACACAGACUUAGAUACCCUUAAUCUCACAUGCAGUACUUUGCUUUCUCUCAAAGCUCUGGCUCAUAAAGUUAUUUCUCUUUCUCUUUUUCAGAAUUUAUAUUAAUUUUACUGACAUGCCUGCUGGAAAUGUGGGCUGGAACAACACAACCUUUGGUUGAGAGGGAACGAGGUGCAGCUCUGAUGAAAGACCAUUCCAAAAAGUACGUUAUGAAUUUAGUCAAGAUACCUAGAUGUGCGAUAGCAAGUAACUGCAUGAUUACUGUAAAAGCACUUAGCAGCACAUGCUUUGCACUAGUUAUUUUUUAAGUCAUUAGUUGAUGAAAAUAAAUGAAAUAAACCAUAAUGUGAAACAGUCUGUUUUUUUAUUGUUUUACCCAGAAAACACACACCAUACUUAAAUGCAGAGUUUUACAUAUUGUAAGCAUGUAAAAAAGUGGUUGAAUGGAAUAAGAACAUAUUUGAUUGUAUCAUUUACACCUAGACAAAUCUGUAAAUUAUCAAAAUGAAUUUAUAAAUUAUUUAUUACAACUAACUGAAAACUUACCACCCUGAAAGCUUAUCAACCUUGUCCCCACAUGUCAGUUGUGAAGCAUCAACAUGCCUGACAUUCAUAAACAUAGCAGGAAAUGUACUUUUUGUACUCAAAGCUUAAGCUUGCAGCUGAUUUCAUGAAAAUUUAGGAGAUCCUAGUGAGCUUUUUAGCUGAAAAAAAUAGCUAUUAACUACUCGUGCACAUUGUAACAACCCGUGCACAUGUUUAUAUUAUCAGUAUUAUCACGCAUCGCAUUGGGAGUAGGAUUAUUAACAAUAUUAAGACACUUGGGAAGUUGCUGGAAAGCAGAAAGCACCAUGAAGCAGCUCCUGUAAGAGCAGAAAGAUUGCACUGGUAGCCCGAUUGUUACCUUCUCUGGUCAAAUAUUUGUUUGCUAUGACUUCUAGCUGAUUUUUUACCAGGAGGCUGGCAGGAAAAAGUCAGGCUGUGUGUGCUCACAGAUGCAUUUCACUCCCGCAAAAAACUUGAGGUCAUAUCCAGGCAUUUUGUUUAUGAGUAAAAGCAGAUGUAAAAAAAAAAGUAAGGCUGCAGGGUGAGGAUGCAUACCAUGGAAGCCAACAAUUGGAAGAAGAAGACAACCAUUCACCUGGUGGAGCAUUGAAUUGAGUUCAAGCAACAUAGCCCGCAGAUGAAAUGAACAGAUCAUGAAUGGUGUCCAGUUGGAAUUAACACCAAUGCUAAUGCCAUAUGGAAAAAUCCCAAAUGAGAGCUCUAGCUAUCUGUAUGUUAUGAGAGGUAAACCUUGUAUAGCUAGUGGAAGGGGCAUAAUUGGGAUGUAAAAGUAGAUGUUCAGUGGAUGUAAAUUAGUCACCAGGGUGAAGCACUGCAUUGCUGUGUGCAUCAGCAUGCUAAACUUGUACUUUCUCAUACACUUGUUCAGAGCAUGAAUCUCCAAUAUACAUGUCAAUCUGGGCCAUACACCUGAAAUUGAAACUACUCUUGAACUCACUACAAGGUGAUUUCCUCUUGCAAACUGUGAGCAAUCACAGCCUGAGCAAACAACUGUAAUAUCCUGUCUAAACAGGCAGCGUGGAUGCAAACUUGAGUCUAUCAUAUACAGUGACUGCCCUUAUUACCCAAUCAGACACUCCCCAUGCUCAAACAAUACUUCAAAACUUUCCAAUAUUCAUCAAACAAAAAGCUAUUAAAACCACAGUUAUGCACUGUAUAUCAUAUUUUACCAAAUUGAACUAAUAAAAAUUCAUUGUUUUCUAUCGGAA
Xyrichtys novacula (pearly razorfish) is the source of this 2601-nucleotide messenger RNA. Lineage: Eukaryota; Metazoa; Chordata; Actinopteri; Labriformes; Labridae. The record is from the annotation of a GenBank genome assembly.